GAGCGGUGACGCGCCCGUUGCGUCGCCAAUGGAUGUUUGUUAAGAGCGAGGAGGAAGCCAGCGGGGAUUAACGACGGUUCCGUCGGGCUGGCGAUAACAGUAAUGGAGUAUCUUAGGCCUUCUAAGAAGACUCACAAUUCCUCUCAACGGGAAGAAAGUGAAGAUGAUAUUGAAUUUGUUAGUGAAGGUGUAUCGAGACCUGUCCUAGAAUGCAUUGAUCUUCGUAAUGAAGAGGAACUUGAUAUAUCUUCUGAAAAAAACGUAAGACACAAAGAUCUUGUCGAUUAUCAGAAAGCGAAAGUGGCUUCGACCCUAGAUCGCUUGGCACGCCACGUAGAAGUAGAGAAACAGCUGAAGGAAGAGAAAAACAAAUCUUUCAAGGAAAAAAUGGAUUCACAACAUGCUCAUGGACUGCAAGAACUGGAAUUUAUCCGGGGACAUAGUGACACAGAAGCAGCAAGAUUGUGUGUGAAUCAGUGGCUCAAAAUGCCAGGUCUCAAGCCAGGCAUUGUAAACUCAGGAAGAAGAAUAUUAUCUCAAAAAUUGUAUCAGAUUCCAUCUACCAGCAAAUCCAUUGUAUGUCCCAUAAUGCAGUGUAAUAGAAAGUUUGACAAUGGGCAUUUACUGCUGGGUCAUCUUAAAAGGUUUGAUCAUUCCCCAUGUGAUCCCACAGUUACUCUACAUGGACCGCCAGCUAAUAUGUUUGCCUGCAUAGUCUGUGGCAAGAGAUUUGCAAGUGAUCAGCAAUAUCAUGCACACCUUUCGUCUAAGGUUGGUGAAAAUGAUGGCCACGAGAGAAAUUACCCCCCUCAGCUUAUUCACUGCUUUGCGUGUCCUUGCUGUUUCCUCCUCUUUAGCGUAAGAGAUGGAUGUCUGCAGCAUAUGUCUGGGAAAAAUUUUUCUCAGGCUUUUAAAUUGAACGAUAAACCAGGGAACCCACUUCCGUUGCCUUUGCCAGCCUAUGCAAAGAAUCUCCUAACCGCCUUAUGCAAAGAAGUUCCCUUCCAAGUACAAUGCACAACCUGUCAUCAGGUAUUGCAGUCCCACAUAGAGCUCACCGCACACUUCAGAAUCCAUUGUCGUAAUGCUGGCCCCGUGGCUGUCUCGAAGAAGUGCAUCUCUGAAAUUGCAGGAAUACUGAAAGCUAAAGGUUUCUGUCAAGGUUGUGACACGUUGUUUGUCACUGAUGACCAAAUUAUUCACCAUCGUUGCAGAAAUGUUGCCAAGAUUAAACGUAUCACCACAAUGGAAGAAUCCAUAUUAUUAUUUUGUCACACCAAUGAACGGAAUAAAAGAGCCCCUCACCUGCAAAAUAACGCAAGCCUUUUGACUUCUCUGAAGAGACAUUUGGAAUUGAACGGCGAGAAGAAUGAAACCAUUUCAAAAUGGAAAAAGGAUUUGCGAGGCGGUAGCGAAGCCAUUCACAGAGCUCCCACGGUCAAAAGCUGGUGCCAGUGUGAUCUGGCCUUUCCUUCUGAAGAGUUGGCAGAAAAGCACAUUUUUUCUGAAAACAGGAUCUGCUACAAGUGCAGCGUAUGUGGGAAACUUGCAGAAAAUCCGAGCAUUAUCCGCUUGCACAUGAGCCGUUUCCACGGGGGAGCACAUUUGACUAACUUCAUCUUCUCAUGCCAGAUUUGCAAUGUAGCUCUUCAGAAAGAGGAAGAUGUCCUUAUCCACGUAACAGGACUUCAUGAUGGACAUAACUUCUAUUUUGAGAAGGUCACUGCUGAAGGGGAGCUAACAAUACCUUCCAAUUCACAGUACGGCCCUUGUACUAAACAAGAAGGCCAAACUUCAAGCCUCCUUGAACUUUCUCCAGAGCAGACUCAGAUGGAGGUUGAUGAGAGUCCUCCCCAGUGGCAAUGUAAGAUAUGUGAGGAAAUAUUUAACUCCGAGGACAGCGUGAAACAACAUUGCAAAUCGCUCGAGAGUCAUCAUCAUCACAGGUACAGUUGCGGCUUGUGCAAAAUGACUUUUCGGAAAAUGGAAACACUGCAGCGACACUGCCAGGGAAAACACAACAACGUUGUACAGAUGAAAUACUUCUGUGGGUUUUGCGGCGACCUCUUCUUUGACGUUGAGGAGGAAUUUUUACUUCACUUCAAGUGCAUGCAUAGCAUGGAUUACGUGUGUGUGUCCGAGGCAGCAGAAACCUCAAUCAAAAAUGAAGAAAUCCUAGAAGAAGGUAGCCUUCUAAACUGUGGUUGUCGUGAGAAAUAUGUUUGCAAAAAAAACAGGAAGCUUGACCACAAAUGCCAAGAAGCCAUGUUGGAAAAAGGAAACAUCUGGUUUCGUUGCACUUCAUGCUCUGCUACAACGCAAACCUAUUCUGAUAUGGUGGCUCAUAUCACGAGCCACCCGAGCGAACAAACGGCUCAAGAUUUCGUUGUAGUCCGAUGUGGCUCAUGUAACAAACAUUUUAAUAGUAUCGCUAUUGCACAUCAGCACUUCCAUGAUAAACACUGUUUUUUACAAAAGCCUCAAAUAUCUUUUGGGCCGCAAGCAGAAAAUAAUGUCUUCCACUUCUCUGCUGUGAGCUCCUGUUCAGAGGAUGUAACUUCAACACGUUCUUCAGAUGUAAAAGGCUGGACGAUGCAAAGAAAGAACGAGAGAGGAAGCAUUCUGAAUCAAGUGAACAAGAUGAAGGCAAUCUUCCUGACCUGGAUUACUUAUGCACCAUGACUCAUAUUGUUAAUGAUGGAUUUAGAUAACUGGGGAGCUUUUUUGGAUCAACUGCCUGCAACCCUCAAUCAAGGGAACUUUGUUUGGGGCUUU
Molecule: messenger RNA, 2775 nt
Organism: Thamnophis elegans (Western terrestrial garter snake)
Lineage: Eukaryota; Metazoa; Chordata; Lepidosauria; Squamata; Natricidae
Gene: ZNF451
Product: zinc finger protein 451
Biological process (GO): regulation of transcription by RNA polymerase II
Cellular component (GO): nucleus
Molecular function (GO): DNA-binding transcription factor activity, RNA polymerase II-specific; sequence-specific DNA binding
Source: RefSeq, a predicted model, not a curated record